Messenger RNA from Carassius carassius (crucian carp), 3691 nucleotides. Its product is annotated as KN motif and ankyrin repeat domain-containing protein 3-like. The coding region runs from base 1 to 2844 and encodes 947 amino acids. Lineage: Eukaryota; Metazoa; Chordata; Actinopteri; Cypriniformes; Cyprinidae. The transcript is spliced from 10 exons. Gene Ontology annotation, cellular component: cytoplasm; cytoskeleton. Gene Ontology annotation, molecular function: protein binding. Gene Ontology annotation, biological process: negative regulation of actin filament polymerization. The record is from RefSeq and is a predicted model, not a curated record.
AUGGCUGCUGUUCCAGGAGACCCUAGGGCCGUAUCAGACCCACUUCCCUUCAGGAAAGAGCAGCUGUGUUGCUGCACUGGCUGUGACACUAAUCUGAGUGCUCCUUUUCAUGGCUCUACUGAGGAAGAAACAGAUCAAGGGGGCUCCUAUUCAGUACAGACGCCCUAUGGAUUCCAGCUGGACCUUGAUUUUCUCAAGUAUGUUGAGGAAAUAGAGAGUGGACACAACAUUCGUAGGGCUAAUGUGAACCCUCGGAGGGGAUCCCGGGGUGACCGUGGGUAUCAGAGGAAUUUAAGUGUUGGUGGUCGGGCCAGUGGCUGGACCUCCACUGAGUCCCUUUCCUCAACAACCAGUGAGAAUGGCCAAACUAACCCACCUUUUCUCCAGAGCCCUAUCACACCACCUAGUAAAUCACAACCACUUUCCCCAUUACCAGUCAUUAGUCCCAGUACUUGCUCUAAAGUGCCACCACCGCCUCCACCACGUAACCCUAGGGUUGAGAGAACGCUCCUUGAAACUAGUCUUCGGCUCCAGCAGGAGCAAAGUCAGUUUUUCAAUGGAUUAGGCUCUGAUUUGUCCAACCUUUCAAAAGGGAGUUUCAAAGCCGGUGGAUCUAAUAGGGACUUCUCUCCAGCUUCUUCCCAGCUUGCUUCAGAUGCCCAAUUGCUACAGAUAUCACCUGUUGUCCAGAACCCCCUUUCUGGGGUCUGGACCAAAGCAAGUCCUCAGACAUCUGGAAGGAGCACGCCAGCCUCCAACUCAGGAACACUGCCUCCUGGGCAGCUUCAUACAGUGCGAGAACAGAUGGCCACUGCCCUUAGGCAGCUAAGAGAGAUGGAGGAGAGAGUGAAAGGACUACCAGUUCUAGAAAGAGAAGUUUCCAUGCUCCGUGCCGAAAAAGAAAGGUUGGCUAAUGAACUUCAAAAGAAAACAGAGGAACUUGAUGCAACGCUCAAACUGCGAGUCUCCACUGAGGCAGCAGUAGGUGCCUCUCAACCAGGAUCCAAACCAUCACCAUCACUUUGGAAUAAAAAGCCAGAAUGCAAAAGUACUGAACAAGACAAAAUGGAAAUAAAGAAACUAGCCAUUACUCGUGUAGAAAAAAGAUCCAUAGCAGUAGGCAGUGACAAUCCCAUUGAGACUGUAGUUAUUUACAAUCGCCAAGCGGUCAAGGAUGCUGCUGUCGAAGCUACUGUUGAUGUUUGUCAUGCAACUAUUGAGACUGAGACUAGUGUCAUGCAUGAUGCGGGAAAUCAGACUGGAGUGGCUACAGAAGAUGCGGCAGUUUGGGUAAUAGAAUCAUUUCUAGGGCUACAAAGUGAGACAGAACGAGAAAUUGACACCCUGCAGCAUACUGUCAAAUUUCAACAGGAGUCAAUGCAGGUUCUCGAGACAAGAUUAACUCAAGCCAACCAAGAUCUUGAAGCUUUAAAGGCUCAAGAAAUUGAGAGGGCAUCCAAGAUUAUGCUGGACAAAGAGACAAUAGCAAAACCACAGACAGCAAAUGCCCAAUCGGAAACAUUUCUUGAAGUUUUUUCAGUUGGAGUGUUGUUUCCAGAUGCGACUGACCAGGAGUACUUUUCGAAAAAUGACCAAAGCAUUCAAACAGAUCCUGUGGAAACUUUAAAGGAAAAAACAGUGGAGCUAGUAAGCAUUGGUAUACAGUGGGAAUGUCUUAAUGAUACACAAGAUGCUGAAGAACAGACAAUGUCUGCAGAGGCUGCAGGCCCUCUGAAAUCUAUCAUGAAGAGGAAGGAUGGGAGUGGUGCUGGCGCAGCUUCCAGCGGUGGCAAAAAGAGCCUGAAGUUUGUUGGAAUUCUAAAUGGAGGAUAUGAGUCAACUUCUAGUGAAGAGGAUGAGGAAGAGGAUGAAGAGAGUUCCUCAGAUGGAAGUGAGGCUGGUGCGUGUUCAGACAGCAGUGUGGAAGAAGGGGCAGCUCUAGAGGAUACAUCUGAUGAAGAGAUGAAUAUAAAUUUGGAAGAAUCUGACAGUGAUUCAAAGGACCAGGAAGAGGAAGUGAAGGAAAAGUUUGAACUAAGUCCCAAAAUGCGUGAGGCUUGUCUAAUUUUGAAGAACCACCUUAAUGACGGAGCGAAAUCAGUGAAGAGUAAAGAAGUGUUGUCCAGCACUCACAGCGUUCAGCUGGAGUGGUUCAGAGUGUCCAGUGCAAAGAUGGCCCAGCCGUCACGUGUGUCAAAUUACCUGAUGGCUUUCUCAGAGGUCUCCCCCGUCCUGCUGGAGCACGUAGUCAACAUGACGGAUGGCAACGGCAACACUGCCUUACACUACAGCGUCUCCCAUUCCAACUUCGCCGUGGUGGACCUACUCCUCGACACAGGCAUGUGCAACGUUGAUCAGCAGAAUAAAGCCGGAUAUACUGCUGUGAUGCUGGCAGCGCUUUCAGCAGUGAAGGAGGAGGACGACAUGGCAGUGGUCCAGAAACUCUUCCGUCUGGGCAACGCCAAUGCCAAGGCCAGCCAAGCGGGACAGACGGCUCUGAUGCUGGCCGUGAGUCACGGGCGUCAGGAGAUGGUGCGAGCGCUGCUGGACUGCGGUGCUGAUGUGAACAUCCAGGACGACGAAGGCUCCACUGCUCUGAUGUGUGCGAGCGAACACGGUCGGGCUGAGAUUGUGUCCUUACUGCUGGAGCAGCCGGCGUGUGACAUCUCAGUCGUGGACAAUGAUGGCAGUAAUGCUCUCUCCAUUGCUCUGGAGGCGUCCCACAAUGAUAUUGCUGUUCUACUGUACGCUCACAUGAACUACUCGAAGACACAGGCAGACGUAUCAUCGAAAGCAGUCUCCCGAAGCCCGUCCACUCCUAGAAAAACAUGGCCCUCAGAGUAACACAUGGACACAUUAAGAACAAAAUGAAAAUAAAAACAUUACUAACUAGCUUUACUGGAGUAUUAUAACAAUUUCUGUCUUAUAAGUUUAUACAUAUAAAUAUGUUUAUAUUGUAUUCAUUUUUAUCCACGUAUUUAAUGCACUAUAAUGCAACAUAAACACAUUAACGUAGGCAAGACCAAUAACUUUACUUAUUUUUAAUCUUCAACAGGUGUAUCUUCUAUAGUAAUUUCUUACUGCCAUGAUGUCAGUGUUUAAAUUAGGGAAAUAAGGUAUUUGGGAUAACUGCAGCUUAGCUGUAAUCUUAUUGUGAUUACAUGGUUCACAAGCUAAACAUUUGUUUUGAUUAGCGGUCAGAAAAACUGCAAAGUGCAAAUCAUUCAUGAGCAUGAAAUAUUGCAGCAGAUUAGGGUGAAUCAUUCAUAUUUGCUUUAUAAACUUAAUUAUUAAACACACAUCGUGGCUUCAUAACACAGGCAACCUGCAACUGCUAUAAUUAUGUGCUGUUUGGAAAAGGCCAGCAACAAACAUGAACUCCGCCCUUGUUUUCUUUUACAGUGAUUUAUUUUUUUUAUCCUCUGAUCUAAUUGGAUAAAACUCAGCCGUUAAAAAUACAGUCUGUCAUGUCUGGGGCUGAUGGUGGCCCAUUAGCUGAGCGUUUAUUUUUUUAAUCUAGUUUUUGAACCGAAAGGACAUUGCCUAACUUUGGAAAAGAGAAACAUUUGCCUUGAGAUGUUGACGGAUCACAGAAAGGAACUGAACUGAACUUAAGAACUAUAACUGAAUGAAAUCAGCCAGGAAUGGCCCCAAAACACAAAUACCAAUUUGGACAAAUCAAAGCAAAUGG